UUAAAGUGGAGGAGCUACCUAUCCUAUAGAUCAAGACCCCAACAAGGGGUAAAGGACACUACUGUUGAUUUCCCUUCCUUCGAUUCCUAUCUGGGUUUUGAGUCAUGCAACUGUGUUGGGGGAGUAAUCAUACGAACAUUCAUUGAGGAGUUGAGCUUAGAGGGUUUAGGAAUUUGAUUUUUUUUUUAGCAAGAGAUGGAGAUUGGUCAGGAAGGUGGUGUUACUGUUAGCGAGGAAACGCGUAUGGAACUGGAUCAGAAUACGGUUAUGUCUGAGUCCAUAGAGGUAACGUCCAAGCUUUGUGGUGAAGUGAGCUCGAUUAGGUCUGAGUUGAUGACUGAUGUAAAGCCUAAGAUUUAUGGUGGCAGGCCUGAGGGUAUUGGAGCGAGCUCGGUUAUAACUGAGGUAAAGCCUAAGCUCUGUGGUGGCAUGUCAGCAAAUUUUGACGGUGCUGUGAAAGAGUCAGAACCUGUUGUUUCUAAGCCAGUGGAAGAUCCGACUGGGUCUGUCGCUUGUCUCACCAUGAAUUUGGAUGAACCAGAGUUGAAGAAAACAGAUUUGGGUUUAGCUUCUUCUAUAGAAGUAGGGUUGGAGAUGGUUAAUUUGACGGUGGAUGAUGAGGAGAAGGGGGAAACUAGUUCUGCUGAGUCUGAGAGCGAAACCUCUAGCUCUUCUUCCACCUCUAGUGCUAGUAGCAGCAGUGAAGAUGAGAGUGACGAGGAAGAAAGUAAUAAGGAAAAGAAGUUUGAGGAUCAGAUGGCCAUGGGGAGAGAUAUGGAAGGAGAACUUGAAGAGGGCGAGAUACAGAGUGUAGAUGAGGAGCAUGAGGUUGAAGAAUAUGAUGAUGACGAAGAUGAGGUGGAUGAGAUGGUUGCUUGGAGCUAUGAUGAGGAUGAUGAGGACCUCGGUUGUCAAACGAAAGAGCCUACAAGGACAAAGAAUGAGCUCAAGGAGCUUCCUCCAGUUCCACCUGUGGAUGUCACCCUGGAACCACAUCAUGUCACGCUUCCUCUUGGAGUUGUUCUUUCGGUAAUGAGCACACAAGUAAUAGUUGGGGGAAUGGAAAAGCAUAGUCCCUUGGCUGAAGGUUCUAUCCUAUGGAUAACGGAAAGAAGAACUCCCUUGGGGCUUGUAGAUGAGAUCUUUGGACAAGUUGAGUGCCCUUUCUAUAGUGUGAGGUUCAAUUCAGAGAACGAAGUGCCGGAGGGGGUUAGUGAAGGUACACCUGUCUCAUUCGUCGCUGAGUACGCUCAGCAUAUUCUCAAUAUCAAGGAACUGCAGAAGAAAGGUUACGAUGCGUCUGGAGAUAACGACGAGGAGAUAUCAGAGGAGGUUGAGUUCUCAGAUGAUGAAAAAGAAGCCGAAUGCAGAAGAUUGCGGAAGAUGGAAAAGAGAGAGAUGAUGAAUGACCAGAAAACCGGUAACACAAGAAAAAAGAAGAAGAAAAAACAAGACCGAGAAAGGUUUACAAGCAGUUACUCAGGGGAAUUGACAGAGAACCAUGGGUCUAGUUCUUUAUCCUCAAACCUUUCUGAUCCUCAAAUGGGUGGUCCUGUUUCAAAUCAUCAGCCCCGACCUCAGAUGGAGGGUUUUCCUCCAAACGGUGGAGGAUGGAGACCCCAGCAGAACUCAUAUCAGCUUCCUCCUAUACCUAAUCAGAUGGUGAUGCCCAAUCUACCACCACCAAUGCAGAUACCUUUGAUGGCAAUGCAAAAUCAAAUGAUGUUCCAACCACAGUUCAGUGGUGGCCAGUUGCCAAUGGCUAGUGGGCCGGGUGGCUUAAACUUUUUUCCAGGACAAGCUUCAGAGCCAUGGCCUUCAUUAGUUGGUCAGAACUGUUUCAACCAACAACCGUUUGGGAUGGGUCGUGGUAUUCAGCCACCGCAGUUACUGAAUGAGCUGUUUUUUAAUCUGUUAGCUUCUCAAGGUCUUCAGAUGCAGCGACCACAGUCUCCUAUGAACCCACAGUUCCAAAUGCUGAACAACAACAUGCCACAGUUUCUAGUGAACCCGCAAUACCAAGUGUUGAACAACAACAACAGGCCACAGUCACCAAUGAAUCCGCAGUUCCAAAUGCAACUACAGUCUGAAACACAUCCACAAUCUCAAGCCAUGCAGUCACCAACUAACACACAGUCACCAGUGCAACAACGGUCUCAAGGGUUUAGCACCGGACAGUCUUCUGCACGAGGAAGAGGCCACCGUGGUCGGUUUGGACGUGGGCGAGGUUGUGGUCGGCAACAGUCUGGCUGAGUCGAUUUUGUGAAGCCUUUUGAUGUGUGUUGAAAGCAAGUUUUAUUUUAUUUUGUUUUGUAUGACAGUUUUUCUAUGUGGUAAAUUAAUCAACUCAAUUAAUAUUUAUAAUCCUUUUUCUGAAACUAGAACCUGAUGCUGAGAGGAGCUUGUUCAAACAUAGUCUUUAGACAAGCUUAAGAGGAAAG
Eruca vesicaria subsp. sativa (arugula) is the source of this 2441-nucleotide messenger RNA. NCBI's taxonomy places the organism in Eukaryota, Viridiplantae, Streptophyta, Magnoliopsida, Brassicales, Brassicaceae. The record is from the annotation of a GenBank genome assembly.